UUCUAUUCAAAUAGAGUUUUAAUCACCCAUUAAUAUUUGCAUAAAUAACCAAAACCAGCGAGUCCUUUUAAGGAAAUACAAAGCGUCAUAUAAUCCUAAGUUAUUUUUUCCCAUAUUUGGCGCCACUUUCUCCCGCGUUUUUUUUCCUACAACCUCAAAAAUUCCGAACAAUAAAACCCCUCCUAAUAACUAUACCAAAAAAAAAAAAAAACCCUUUUUCCUACAGAGAGAACUGAAGAGCCCCAAGAGUACUAGGUCAUCGGAGCUGAAAAGGUUCGCCGCCGUUCACCGCCAUUCACCGCCGUUCACCGCCGUUGAACGUUCUUGGUUGAGGGAGGAUGUUUUAUUCGCAUACGUUCUUGGCUAGAAAGGGUCCAUUAGGGACAGUAUGGUGUGCUGCACACUUGCAACAUAAGUUGAAGAAACCUCAUUAUACUUCUACUAAUAUUGCUGCCACCGUUGAGCGCAUCAUGACUCCUGAAGUACCCAUUGCACUGCGGACGUCUGGCCACCUUCUACUUGGAGUUGUUCGGAUAUACUCAAAACAAGUCGAAUACUUCUCCGAGGACUGCAAAACAUUACUUCAUGGAGUUCUAAAGGCCUUUACGUCCACAAAUGUCAAUCUACCAGAAGAUGCCACUCAUGCACCAUACCAUUCUAUCACUUUGCCAGAAACGUUUGAAUUGGAUGCCUUAGUUUUUGAUGAAGAUCUUGACCCGAAUAGGGUUAAGGAUACUCAUGUUAAAAGUUACGAAGAGAUAACUUUGGAAGAUCAAACUCUACCGCAUGAAGAUCAGUAUGUUGCUAUUUUCAUUGAUGAGGAUAUAGUGAAGAGUUUGUCAAAAUCAGGUGAAGUUUCUGGAUUAGGUGCCACGCCUGUGGAGACAGAUUCUGGUCCUUCAAAUCUAGAUAGAACUGCUGCUCAAUCCCAACAUUCUUCCCCUGAGAAUCAUGCAGGACGAAGCGAAGGAACUGCUCAUGAUGACAUUCCUCAAGAUAUUCCAGAAGUUGAAAUCAUGCGAGAUGCUGUCCAUGAUAGCUUCGAGAAUGUUGACUUGUGGUCAGACCGAGGGAAUGAUGUCAUGGAACCAGAUAAAAUUCUGGAGGAACAGAUGAUGAGAGACAAGGAAACUGCAAGCCCAGUUGUGGAGGAGAUGUUGGCCCCUGGAGGACAUUCUAUACCAUCUCAACAGCGAGAAGAACCACCCCCGACUACUUCAGUGGAGGCUCAUGAAAUUGCUGAUCCACAGAUGUCAUUUGGGCAGCAGUCACUUGACUUAGCACUUCUUUCAACACCUCCUCCCGAGGAGCCAAAAAAUAGAAGAAAACGAAAACAACUCAUCUAUGAUGAGGACAUAGUAUUGUCAAAUCGUGAGAUGAAAAGGAGACUACAAGGGUUCGGUAAAAAAUUACGCGAAAAGAAGAAGCUUCCUUGUUCUUCUUUGGACAUCUGGAAGCAAAACAAGAGACAAAGAAAAGAUGGAAUUUUCUUUGAGUCGUUAAUAACUGGAUUAUGUGAUGAUCUCUGCAAUAUCUACAAGAAAGACUUCAUUUCAGCAAAAGUCAAGAUGGCUUCCUCACAGGAGGAUCAUGCAGGACCCAGCAAUUACCAAUCCCCUCCACCUGUGAAUGAUCUUCCAAUGGAAAUUGAAAGACUACGUGAUAGCCAAGACAUUGCAUCCACCAGUUUGCUGUCUGAAAUUUUGCCUUCACCAAAGGAGUUUGUUUCCUCUCCACAGACGUCCAUGCCUUCCUCAAGCAGAAGAGAUGACUUCAGUCCUGCUACUGCAACUUUUGGGACAGAGUCAGGUCCGAUAGGAAGAACCAUGGAUAGUGGGGUGCGGCCCACACCCGACCCAGCAGCAUCUACUGGGCAUAUCGGUUCUGAUAUGGAGACCCCUUCAACAUGGUUUGGAGGGGGACCAGAUGUGGAAGAUACUGUUCUAUCUGAUAUUCCUGAGUUUGAUAAUUCUGUUGGGGAUCUAAGUUUUCUAGAACAAGAUGACGACACUCCUAUUGGACUUCGAGGAACUCCCUCAUCAAGUAAGCAACGCGGAACGCCGGAUUUUGACACAUUAUCUGCUAGAACAAGAGCCGUGGCUCAAUAUCUGAAAGGGCAGUCACCAGUAACCCCUAUAUCAGAAGAGACUGGAGAUAUCAGUUUAAAUGCCAUUUUAGAAGGCAAAAAGAGAAGAAUAUGUGCUCGAAUGUUUUAUGAGACUCUGGUGUUGGAGAAUUGUGGACUUGUACGUGCGAAUCAAAAUGAGCCUUAUGGUGAUAUAACUCUAAAAGUGACUUCCAAACUGAAGGAGAAAUUUUCAAGCUGAGGCCAUUGUGCAGAUCUACAUAUAAAGAAAAGUAUAAGAGGUAGAUUUAUCGCAAAGCUUCAGGUGGUAUUUUAUCAGUGAAAGGGAAAAAAACUAGUAUGUGUAUAGAUCGAGACUUGUAACUUGAUUCUUUACACAUUCCUUACUGGGAGAAUUGUAGGAAAUUGUUCAAUCACACUUUUUAUCUAUUUCCAUCAAUAUUAUACUAGUGACUAUUAUAUUCCUUGUAAUUUUUAAUCCUUUUUCUAACAAAUCUGAAUGUGAUCUUUUGUUUUGAAAUGCAGAUAAAUCACUGUACAUAGAUGCAGCACUCAGUAAUUACUAUAUGACGAUGUACAACCUUGGCAGCCAUUUUGUCUAAACUAUUAUGUAUCAGCAGUUGCUUUACAAGGCAACUGGCAUUUUGCUGCUCCUCUUUGGAAGUCUUUGCCUGCUGAUUUUAAGUUGUUUUCCCUAGCCUUUAGGUGUAGUUCCUUUUUAAAUUUUUUUACUUAUGUUUAAAAGUUAUAUGCUCCCUCAAUCAUAGAGGGUAUCCUUUAUAAAUGAUAACAUUUGGUGUGACUUUUUUGUUUUAGUAGUUGAAUUUUGUAUCAUUGUACAAAAAUGGUCCUAAUCUUUGUGCAUUUUAGCUCUUCCGAUUUCUAUACAAGGAUAUACCCAGUAGUCUGAUACAACAAUA
Molecule: messenger RNA, 3006 nt
Organism: Capsicum annuum
Lineage: Eukaryota; Viridiplantae; Streptophyta; Magnoliopsida; Solanales; Solanaceae
Product: sister chromatid cohesion 1 protein 3
Exons: 14
Coding region: 339-2327 (662 amino acids)
Biological process (GO): mitotic sister chromatid cohesion; replication-born double-strand break repair via sister chromatid exchange; synaptonemal complex assembly
Cellular component (GO): cohesin complex; synaptonemal complex
Molecular function (GO): protein binding; chromatin binding
Source: RefSeq, a predicted model, not a curated record